Messenger RNA from Ruditapes philippinarum (Manila clam), 579 nucleotides. RefSeq lists its product as uncharacterized. Lineage: Eukaryota; Metazoa; Mollusca; Bivalvia; Venerida; Veneridae. The record is from RefSeq and is a predicted model, not a curated record. Gene Ontology annotation, molecular function: nucleic acid binding. The transcript has a single exon. Bases 1 to 579 code for a protein of 192 amino acids.
AUGUAUAUUGAUAAAGAUCAAAGAAAUUGGCAUCUAUUACUACCUACAGUGAUGAUGUCAAUGAGGUCAUCUCCUAAUACUGAAACAUCAGGAUUCAGUCCAUUUAAAAUGAUAUUUGGUAGUGAAAUGCGAUUACCAUAUGACACUACUUUAAUACCAAGAGAAUCGUUAAGCACAGACGCAAAAAUACAUAUUGAGCAAUUGUUUGAAAGACUAAGACUGAUUCAUACACAGGCUAAACAAAAUACAGAGUUAACACAAAAAGAAAGUAAAGAAAAACAUGAUGUAAUAGCAAAAGAAUCCGUCUUUGUUCAAGGAGAUUUAGUACUGCUCAAAGUGCAUAAAUCUAAACCAGGAUUAUCUCACAAACUACAAGACCAAUGGUCAUCAAAUAUCUACUACAUCAAAUACAAAGGACCUCAUGACACUUAUAAAAUUGCAGAUUGUCAAACUGACAAAAAUCAUAUACCCCUAGUAAAUGCAAAAAACUUAAAAAUGUAUAAUGAUCCAAAGAAUUAUAGGGUAGAAUAUAAAAAUUCAACUGAAAAUGGUGGGAUAAUAAAUACUGACAACAAUUAA